Messenger RNA from Scomber japonicus (chub mackerel), 3333 nucleotides. RefSeq lists its product as uncharacterized. The record is from RefSeq and is a predicted model, not a curated record. Bases 1 to 3255 code for a protein of 1084 amino acids. The transcript has 2 exons. Lineage: Eukaryota; Metazoa; Chordata; Actinopteri; Scombriformes; Scombridae.
AUGGCUAGUUCAGUGGGGCACACCUGUUUGAACUGUGGUGUAAGGAUGCCCAUGGAGGAUGGUCAUGACCAGUGUGUGCACUGCUUGGGACUGGACCAUGCACGCAUGGCCAGCCAGGACCCCGCAUUCUGCAUGAAUUGUUUCAUCCUGCCAGCUAGAGUGAGGGAGGCUAUGGCUCGAGUGUUUCCUGUCACACAUCCAGCCACUCUCACUGGGCCUACAAAACGGCCAAGAAGGGUGGUUUUGCAUGACCCGGUGGCACAAUCACCUCAUCCCUCUGGAGGGGGUGUCAGGGCACGAGUGGCGAUGCCUCCUCCUGCAGCUACGGUUGCAGCCCCACCUACUGUCCAGCACACUGCCCCCAUCUGGCAAGGGCAGGAAGAGCUACACCUGGUCUCCCCCAUGUCAGAUGCGUCUGAUGAAGGGGACAUUGACAUCUUGGGCAUUGACCCUGAGGACGAAGCCCUCCUCCCUGUUCAAGAGGGGGUGGAGUCUCAGCAUUUAGUGGGCGAGCAGGACAUCACCUCUCCUCUCUAUCACCAGCUUCUUGCUCGGGCCGCGGUGGCAUUGGGGGUUGACAUGCCAGCGGACCAAGGACAGAGGGCCUCCCGGUUUGAUGACGUGACUCCAACUCAGUCACAGUCUUUUUCAAUGCCUCUACUUCCUGAUGUGGAGGAUCUGGUAUUGAAACAGUUUGCCACACCAUCUGAAGCCCAUCGUUGGUCAGGUCUGUGCAGAAGGCUGGCAGGUGUGCAUGGUCGAGAGAGGAUUGGCUGUGGACCUCCUCCUCCCAUGGAUCAGGCUUUGGGGCCCUUGAUGUCCCCCACUAAGUCAGUCUUGGGGACACCGAGUUGCCCGAGCAGGAACACCAAGAUGAUGGAUGCCAUGCUCAAUAAGCUGCAUGGGGCUAUGGCCAUACAGGGCAGGUUGGUGAACACUGGGGCUAUUCUAGCCUUGUACCAACGCCAGCUGGCCGGCCAGUUAGGGGGAGACUCCAGCAUAACUGCGGAGGUGCAGCAGGUGUCAUCUCUUUUGGCCAAGUUGAUGAAGGAGCAGGCGGUGGCGACCGGUAGGGCCCUGGCCUCGCUCUGUAUGAUGCCAAGGCAAUGCUUCAGCAGGCUCAAGAAGCCCGCCAGUGUGCUAAGGAGAUGUCUGGUAUGCUCCGACGGGGCCGUGACCAGCAGGUUUCACCAGCCCCACAGCCAAGACCCCCUCAAUCAGGUUCUUCUGCUUCCAGUGAUCUACGGGUCCGGUUGGAGGCCAGCCGACGUGGUAGAGCUAGACGCGGUCAGCGGAGUAGGCAGGGCCGGGGCCAGGGGCCCCCCAAGCCGCCCACUUCUUCCUGACAAUUAUCGGCACCCUGUCUCCCCAUGCCACCUCCUAGGCCAGUGCAAACUGCCCUGGGAGACUCUUGGGGCAGACCCCUGGGUGGUUUCCACCAUGACUCAGGGUUAUCGACUGCAAUUUCUGCACCCUCCCCCUCUGACUCUGUCAGCCACCUUUACACUGGUGGCAGAUCCUCAGCGCAGGGAGGUGCUUGCAGCAGAGAUCUACACGCUUUUAGCGAAGGGAGCCAUCAGGGAAGUGACGCUGGACAAUCCUCAGGCGGGGUUUUACUCACGUUACUUCCUCAUUCCCAAGAAGGAUGGGAGACUGAGGCCAAUCUUGGAUUUGAGGGGAUUGAACAAGUUUUUGAGGCCCCUACGUUGCAAGAUGUUGACUGUGCCACGGGUUCGACAGGCCAUCCUCCAGGGCGACUGGUUUGCCACGAUAGACCUAGAGGAUGCGUAUUUUCAGAUCCCGAUAUGGGAAGGGCACAGACGUUAUCUCAGGUUCGCCUUCAACGGCAGAACCUUCGAGUUCUGUGUCCUCCCGUUUGGCAUAUCACUUGCCCCCCGCACGUUCACAAGGUGUAUGGACGCUGUACUGGGACCCUUGCGUCGGGAGGGUAUUCGCAUCCUCAAUUACUUGGACGACUGGCUGGUGUGUGCUCGCUCGGAGGGGCAGUGCCGCAGAGAUGUGACUCGUCUCCUGCAGCACUUAGAGUACCUAGGCCUGCACCUCAACAGGAAGAAGAGCAGGCUCCAGCCAUCACAGUCCACGGAGUUCCUAGGCAUGUGUUUGGAUGCCAGGGCAGGGACUCUUUCCUUGACUCCUGUGAGACAGGCCACCCUCAGGACUUGCCUGUCCCAGUUCCGGCUUGUGGCCAGAGUAUCCUGGAGGCUAUGUCUCCGCCUCUUAGGGUUAAUGGCAGCCACAGUGCAUGUCAUACCUCUGGCUCUUCUGAACAUGCGCCCGGUGCAGCGCUGCCUCCUGGGCCUUGGACUUUGCCCACGGAGGAAUCUGCAGACCAGCGUAUUGGUGACGCGCAGACUGUGUGUGGCUCUCCGUUGGUGGCAGCGGCCGGCCAACUUAGCACGUGGGAUGGCACUGGGGCCUGUGUUGCGUCGCCAGGUGGUAUCAUCAGACGCAUCCCUGGUAGGCUGGGGGGCUGUCCACGAAGGCAAGGGCGUCAGCGGCCUUUGGCACGGACCCUGGUUAGCGCAGCACAUAAAUCUGUUGGAGCUGCAGGCUAUCCAUCUGGCUCUUCUGCACUUCCUGCCAGUGCUGCAGGACCGCCAUGUGCUGAUGAGUACAGACAGUACAGUAGCGGCGGCAUAUAUCAACAGGCAAGGGGGUCUAGGUUCCCUUCGCCUAUGCAGAUUGGCUCGGAUAAUAUUGGAGUGGGCUCAUCCCCAGUUCAAGUCCCUGAGGGCCACAUACGUGCCAGGUCGGGAGAACCUUGCUGCAGAUCGGCUCUCCAGGGGAGGACCUCUCCCCGGAGAGUGGCGGCUACAUCCAGAGGUGGUGAGCGGAAUAUGGGAUCGCUACGGCACAGCCGUGGCAGAUCUUUUUGCAUCCAGGGAGAACACUCAUUGUCCCCUGUUUUUCUCCAUGGGGAGGGACGAUCCUCCCUUAGGGACAGAUGCAAUGGCACAUCAGUGGCCACUGGGCCUCCUGUAUGCCUUCCCUCCCUUCAUCCUCCUCCACCAACUCCUACAGAGAGUCCAGGUAGAGGAGGUGAGCCUCAUCCUGGUGGCCCCAAAUUGGCCCCAGAUGAUUUGGUUUGCAGAGAUUCCGCCCCUUCUUCAGGGCCAACCGUGGGAGCUUCCCAUUCGCCGAGACCUCCUGUCCCAGGCCGAGGGAACUCUUUUUCACCCUUUUCCCCAGGGCCUCAGGCUUUGGGCCUGGCCCCUGAGAGGGCCGAAUUUCUAGCCAUGGGAUUACCCCAGUCUGUGGUAGGCACGUUGCAGGGCGCCCGGGCUCCCUCUACCAGGGCUGCUUAUUCCUAUC